Cicer arietinum (chickpea) is the source of this 1935-nucleotide messenger RNA. RefSeq names its product glucose-6-phosphate/phosphate translocator 1, chloroplastic. The record is from RefSeq and is a predicted model, not a curated record. Gene Ontology annotation, cellular component: membrane. Gene Ontology annotation, molecular function: transmembrane transporter activity. Lineage: Eukaryota; Viridiplantae; Streptophyta; Magnoliopsida; Fabales; Fabaceae. Gene Ontology annotation, biological process: transmembrane transport.
GCCUCCACCACCAAACCCCACAACAACAACAGUAUCCCCUAAAACUAUUUUAUACUAAAACUAAACAACCAUCAACAAGAAACUACAACCAAAUUUGACCAUAUAAAAAUAUUCAUUGCAUUUAUACUUUUUUAUUUUAAUUUUAAUUCAUUCAAUACCAGAGAUUCCAAGUGUUUUGGUUUCCAAUAAACCUUUCAAGAUCUCAAAGGGGCAUGAUCAGAACCUAAAAAUACAUUCUUUUUACAUAUAAACAGUGUGUUCAGGAUCGUGAGAGUUGAUUUCACGACCCUGACACAAUAGGGUUGUCUCUGAUUUUUGUUUUUCUGGUUGGUUUCUUUUGUUUUUUUUUCCUUUUCCUUUGAGUUAAGGUUUUGGUCGGAAAGUUUUGAUUUUUAAGAUACCCUUUUCUUAAAAACCAUGAUUUCAUCGUUGAGACAACAACCUAGUAUAGCGAUCAGUGGUUCUGAUGUUGUUUUAAGGAAAAGACAUGGAACCCUAGUUCAACCACAGUCGUUUUUACCUUCACUGGUAAGAGGAAAAUCACAGAGAUCUCUUGUUUCAGUGCAAAAGCCUCUUCACCUUGCAUGUGUUGGUGUUGGAAAUUUUGGGUCAGUGAAGAGUUUUGAUUCAGUGAAGGGUUUUGGAAGUGAUGAUUUGGUUAAGUGUGAAGCCUAUGAAGCUGAUAGAUCGGAGGUUGAAGGUGCAGCAACACCAUCAGAAGCUGCAAAAAAAGUGAAAAUUGGGAUAUAUUUUGCAACUUGGUGGGCUUUGAAUGUUGUUUUCAAUAUUUAUAAUAAGAAGGUUUUGAAUGCAUACCCUUACCCUUGGCUCACUUCAACUCUCUCACUUGCUUGUGGCUCCCUUAUGAUGUUGAUCUCUUGGGCCACUAGGAUAGCUGAAGCACCUAAAACUGAUUUUGAGUUUUGGAAGACUUUGUUCCCUGUUGCUGUUGCUCACACAAUUGGACAUGUUGCCGCUACGGUCAGUAUGUCGAAAGUUGCGGUAUCAUUUACACAUAUUAUCAAGAGUGGCGAGCCUGCUUUUAGUGUUCUGGUUUCGAGAUUUAUUUUGGGUGAGACCUUCCCAGUGCCAGUCUAUCUGUCCUUACUUCCAAUCAUUGGUGGAUGUGCACUUGCUGCUGUGACUGAGCUCAAUUUCAAUAUGAUUGGUUUUAUGGGGGCUAUGAUAUCAAAUUUGGCAUUUGUGUUCCGUAACAUCUUUUCGAAAAAGGGGAUGAAGGGAAAUUCUGUUAGCGGAAUGAACUACUAUGCUUGUUUAUCUAUUUUGUCCCUUGCAAUUCUCACACCCUUUGCAAUUGCCGUGGAAGGGCCACAAAUGUGGGCUGCUGGAUGGCAAACAGCUCUCUCUGAAAUUGGACCUCAAUUCAUAUGGUGGGUAGCAGCUCAGAGUAUAUUCUAUCAUCUAUACAAUCAGGUGUCUUACAUGUCCUUGGAUGAGAUCUCUCCCUUGACAUUUAGCAUUGGAAACACCAUGAAACGUAUAUCUGUCAUAGUAUCUUCAAUUAUCAUCUUCCACACACCAGUUCAGCCCGUCAAUGCUCUUGGAGCUGCAAUUGCUGUCUUCGGGACCUUCUUAUACUCACAGUCAAAACAAUAGAGUUGUGGAACAUAAAUUCCUCAAGAGACUACUACAAGGAAGUUGAUUUUGGAACAUGUGGCUGCUGGAUUUUUGUAAGACUAGGAUGAUCCGGCUGUUAGUAUCUGUAGAUAAACAAUAAUAAUAAUCAGAAAUGAUGAUGCUGAGAAACAUUAUCAUGAAACAGAUGCUUAGAGAGGUUUUUUAUUUUUCAAUUUCUUAAAUGCCAAUGGAUUGAAAUAAAAGUUCCUGUUUAUAUAGUCCGAGAAUAAUAAUUUCUCAAAACAUUGUUUACUAUAUAAGGAGUUUUAUCUAUAAUAACAUUAUGCGUGUUAUCUA